AUGCCCGUGGUAGAAUCCGAUGAGAAGGUCGACGACACAGCCAAGGAUCUGAGCAGUCUCGGUCUCAGCGACAAGGAGACAGCCAGAGGAGAAGAAAAAGAGGAGAAAGGGACUGUUGCAGCCCCAUCAGCACCCACAGUGGAUACCGUCCAGCCCACGACAGGACCCUCCUGGCCCGCAACAGCACCCGAUCAUCCGCUCUCCAAAUUCUACGAUAUCUUCGAGGACGUUAUCAAGAGCGCCGAGCACAACGAGGUCUACGGCAUCCUCCUGACCAAAGAAAAUCCCUUCCAGACGAAACUUAUACUGCAAAAGUUCCUGCGCGCCAAUCAGAAUGACUUGGAUAAGGCCAAACAGCAAUUACUGGAGACGCUCAAGUGGAGGAAGGAGUUUGAUCCUGUGAAGGCGACGGGCGAGAAGUUUGACAAGACGAGGUUUGGGGGCCUAGGAUACGUUUUGGAGGUCCAAGGUGUCCCGGAGAGUAAGAAUGAAAAGGAUGUUGUCACGUUCAACAUCUAUGGUGCUGUCAAAGACAAGAAAGCUACAUUUGGGGAUCUCGAAGGUUUCCUGCGCUGGCGCGUCGGGCUCAUGGAAAAGUCGGUCCAGAAGCUCAACCUCGCAUCUGCCACAACCCCCGUCCCAAACUACGGCGAGGGACCCGACCCGUACCAGGGCUUCCAGAUCCAUGAUUAUCUCCAAGUAUCCUUCCUCCGGCAAGAUCCCGCCGUCAAGGCCGCAACCUCCAAGACUAUUGAAGUUCUUGGCAGAUACUACCCCGAGACGCUGUCGCGCAAGUUCUUCGUCAACGUGCCGGUCAUCAUGGGCUGGAUGUACACGGCUGCGAAGCUGAUUGUGGCAAAGGAGACGGCGAAGAAGUUCGCUGUGUUAAGCUAUGGAAAUCAACUGGCGGGAGAGCUUGGGGUGGACAUUCCAGCAGUCUAUGGCGGUACCAAGGAGGACUUGGAAAGUGUGGCCGAGGGCAUGAGCCUUGAGUGAGAGGUCAUGGAAUGUGUGUGAGCUUCUAAUAUGGAAUGCACUUGUUGGAUUCAUUAUUCUUAAUGUGUAAUAAUUCGAUGCGAUAUCUGCACGAUUCAUAGCUUCGUCAUACCCGUUGGCUACAUUGCCCAGAAGAAUUG
Messenger RNA from Parastagonospora nodorum SN15, 1136 nucleotides. RefSeq lists its product as hypothetical. Gene Ontology annotation, molecular function: phosphatidylinositol transfer activity. Bases 1 to 996 code for a protein of 331 amino acids. Gene Ontology annotation, cellular component: cortical endoplasmic reticulum; plasma membrane; cytosol. The record is from RefSeq and is a predicted model, not a curated record. Gene Ontology annotation, biological process: regulation of exocytosis; Golgi to plasma membrane protein transport. NCBI's taxonomy places the organism in Eukaryota, Fungi, Ascomycota, Dothideomycetes, Pleosporales, Phaeosphaeriaceae. The transcript has 2 exons.